CCUUCCGGAAAAAGCCGAAGCGCUGUUCGGCUCCCGCCCGAGCCCUCUCCGGAAAACCCCGAAGCGUCUCCGAAUCCCCCGCCCCCUUCCGGAGAGCCCCGAAGCUCCUUCCGGAGAGUCCCGAAGCGUUUCCGGAAGUUGCCGAGCGGCGCCGGUCGUCGCCGAUCCUCCGUCUCCUCAGAACCUCCGUCGUUCUCCGGCUCCCCCGCCGUCCGCCCCCCCUUUUCCCCGCCGGGGGGGGCCCAGCCCGGCUCCCGCCGCCGCCGGGCCCGGUCCGGCCCCCUCCCCGCCGGCCCCCGGCCCGGUUCGGCCCGGCAGGAUGAUCAAGCUCUUCUCGCUGAAGCAACAGAAGAAGGAGGAGGAAUCGGCGGGCGGCACCAAGGGCACCAGCAAAAAGGCCUCGGCCGCCCAGCUCCGCAUCCAGAAAGACAUCAACGAGCUGAACCUGCCCAAGACGUGUGAGAUCGACUUCUCCGACCAGGACGACCUGCUGCACUUCCGCCUCCUCAUCUGCCCCGACGAGGGCUUCUACAAGGGAGGGAAAUUCGUCUUCAGUUUUAAGGUCGGCCAGGGCUACCCCCACGACCCGCCGAAGGUGAAGUGUGAGACGAUGGUUUAUCACCCCAACAUCGACCUGGAGGGCAACGUCUGCCUCAACAUCCUCAGAGAGGACUGGAAGCCCGUCCUGACGAUAAACUCCAUCAUCUACGGCCUGCAGUACCUCUUCCUGGAGCCGAACCCCGAGGACCCCCUGAACAAGGAGGCGGCGGAGGUGCUGCAGAGCAACCGGCGUCUCUUCGAGCAGAACGUCCAGCGUUCCCUGCGGGGGGGCUACGUGGGGGCCACCUACUUCGAGCGUUGCCUCAAGUAGCCCCACCCUGACCCCCACCCUGACCCCCCCCCACCCUGACCCCCCCCUCCCCCUUUUUCCUUCCCCGC
This is a messenger RNA of Harpia harpyja (harpy eagle), 939 nucleotides long. RefSeq names its product ubiquitin conjugating enzyme E2 M (gene UBE2M). Bases 320 to 871 code for a protein of 183 amino acids. The transcript is spliced from 6 exons. Lineage: Eukaryota; Metazoa; Chordata; Aves; Accipitriformes; Accipitridae. The record is from RefSeq and is a predicted model, not a curated record.